GCACAUUUUCUCACCAGCCAUUCUACGUCCGAAUGUCACGUCGUCACAAAUCUUUGCCAUUUUAUACAUUAAACACAAUUUUGUAAAUACCUACUUUUCAGAAAAUGGAACAGUUUUCUGUAUUUGGGAAAGUGGCAGUUUUUCUUAGUAUUUUUGUUGUAAUGUCGAUGGCUAACACAAUCCGAUCCGACCCGAAUCGGAAUGAUACAGAGACAACCACCACUACCACAAAUAAUACGGAUAUUUUGUCACCAUUCCGUCCAAUGGGGACAAGACCGACACCAAUUGAACUUGGGGGCACGACCACGACGGCUACCACGACCACCACCGAAAAACUGGACGCCACGAUUGACCGGGUCAACAACGGGGUCAGCACAAUCCUCGAGGGCGUAAUGUCACUCGACCUCGCAAAGAUUCUGAGAGGCGCGUUCAUCUUCCCGAAAAGCAAUAAGGUCAAAAGUGUCGCGAAUAAUGUGAUCGACACGAUUUUUGGGCCGGAAGUGUCCACUAAUAAUUCUGUUAUUUUACCAUAAUAGAAAUCUCGAUGAUAUGUGCACAUACAUAUCUAAAUUUAUAAAAUUUCAUGGAAACUUGAAAAUUUUACAAACUUAAAACUUUACAACUAUGAAAAAUAUUUUGUUUCUUUGCUAAAAGUUCGGAUUAAAAUAUGUACCAAUAUAAUAUGUACGCUGUGACAAAUAGAAAUGAUUUUAUGUAUUUAUUACCUUGAAUUGGGUCAAAGUUUUAGCAAAGUCAAAAUUAAUUAUAAC
This is a messenger RNA of Folsomia candida, 770 nucleotides long. RefSeq lists its product as uncharacterized. Bases 105 to 533 code for a protein of 142 amino acids. The record is from RefSeq and is a predicted model, not a curated record. NCBI's taxonomy places the organism in Eukaryota, Metazoa, Arthropoda, Collembola, Entomobryomorpha, Isotomidae. The transcript is spliced from 3 exons.